Messenger RNA from Symbiodinium necroappetens, 700 nucleotides. The record is from the annotation of a GenBank genome assembly. Lineage: Eukaryota; Dinophyceae; Suessiales; Symbiodiniaceae.
AUGCCACGCCUAAGCCCUCCCCCCUACCCCAACAGGCCCGAAAAAGAGCCCUCGAAGGACGGCUCUUGGCAGCUCUUGGGCUGGCAGCUGGCAGCAGGCGUGUCGACGCUGACGGCCGGAAGUGCCUUGGCCGAGUAUCCCAGCUCGUGCACACGGCUGAGGGCAAGUUUCCAGCGGCGCUUCUGCGCUGCCCGAGCCCGAGCGGGUGAGUCUCCGCUGCUUCACGGAGGGCUUCCUGACCAGGAGCACACGUUUGCUUUUCCGCCACAGGCUGAGAUGCAGCUUGCUACUGCCAAGUGGCGAACGCUUCGGCGGGUUGCGAGGAUGUGGGUUGGUUUGGGGUCUGGUAAAGAGUUUGACGCGGUCGAGCAUAUGUACACCUUUUCCGGGCCCAAGCAACAAGUCAAGAGCAUUCGUGCGCCCCUCCGAGCCGCAACGGUGGUCGGACCCGGAGACAGCGCUGAGCUGACGCCGUCCAGGAGAAAGCCAUCGUCGAUGCAGUCCACGCUCAAAGUGCAAUCCGAGACACAUCGUUACGGAGUAAUGACUGCGGUUCUGAGCGUGGAUUGCAUUGAGGAUGGCUCUCUAAUGGAGAGGGCCUGGGGCGAGGAGGUAGCCACCAUGAGAGGCUUUGACGACGUUGCGGCGGAGCGCUGCAGAGCAUUGCAGCAUGUAGCCCGUCGCCUAGCGGCACGUGGCG